This is a messenger RNA of Salvia miltiorrhiza (redroot sage), 1968 nucleotides long. Its product is annotated as abscisic acid 8'-hydroxylase CYP707A2-like. The coding region runs from base 227 to 1600 and encodes 457 amino acids. Gene Ontology annotation, biological process: abscisic acid metabolic process; sterol metabolic process. The record is from RefSeq and is a predicted model, not a curated record. Gene Ontology annotation, molecular function: heme binding; iron ion binding; oxidoreductase activity, acting on paired donors, with incorporation or reduction of molecular oxygen, NAD(P)H as one donor, and incorporation of one atom of oxygen. NCBI's taxonomy places the organism in Eukaryota, Viridiplantae, Streptophyta, Magnoliopsida, Lamiales, Lamiaceae. The transcript is spliced from 7 exons.
CACACACACGCGAACUCAUCAGCUGUUGGGAGAUUCUUUUGUGGCAUUCAAGCUGUAACCGAAAGGGUGGGUGGUCUUCCCCACCCCAACAAUCCUACCUAUAUAUACACCCCAAUUCAUUUUCUCUUGGGCAACAAACAUCUCAAUAUCAUUUGCUCUCUCUCCAUCAAUCCAAAAGCACCACCAAACACACUAUUUAGCUAGUGCUUCAAAUACUUGAAGAAUCAUGGAGUUCAUAUCCCUCUCUCUCUUGGCAGCAACCAUAAUCCUCUCCCUCUUUCUCCUCAAAUUCCUCUACUCCCGCCAUGCACGCCUCCCCCUCCCGCCGGGCACCAUGGGCUGGCCCUACAUCGGCGAAACCCUCCAACUCUACUCCCAAAAUCCCAGCAUUUUCUUCGCCGCCAAAGUCAAGAAGUACGGGUCGAUAUUCAAAAGCCAGGUGCUGGGGUGUCGGUGCGUGAUGAUGUCGAGCCCAGAAGCGGCGAAGAUGGUGCUGGUUUCCGAAGCUCAUCUCUUCAAGCCCACAUUCCCGGCGAGCAAGGAGAGAAUGAUCGGCAAGGCCGCCAUUUUCUUCCACGAGGGAGACUACCACGCCAAGCUCAGGAAGCUGGUGCUCCGCUCCGUCAUGCCCCACGCCAUCCGGACCAUGGUCUCCGACAUCGAAUCCAUCGCCCUCACCUCCCUCCACUCGUGGCAGCACACGCAGUUCAUCACCACCUUUCAAGAAAUGAAAACAUACACAUUCGACGUGGCAUUACUUUCCAUAUUGGGAAAGGACGAGGUUUCGUACAGAGAGGAUCUGAAGAGGUGUUAUUACAUUCUGGAAAGCGGGUACAACUCGAUGGCGUUCAACGUGCCCGGCACUCUCUUCUACGCCGCCAUGAAGGCCAGGAGGGAGCUGGCCCACAUCUUGGCCAAUAUUCUCUCUCUAAGAAGACAGACUAAGGCCCACCACUCCGACCUCCUCCAAUCCUUCAUGUCCCACGCUUUAACCGACGACCAGAUCACCGACAAUGUCAUCGGCGUCAUCUUCGCCGCCCGCGACACCACCGCCACCGUCCUCACCUGGCUCUUCAAGUUCUUGGCCGAGAAUCCAAUCACCCUUCAAGCAGUUACUGAAGAGCAAGAGGCAAUAAUGAGAUCGAGUGAUCAAAGGGGUUUGAAUUGGGCAGACACCAGAAAAAUGCCUGUCACAGCGAGGGUGAUCAAUGAAACCAUGAGAGUUGCAUCAAUCUUAUCUUUCACCUUUAGGGAAGCUGUUGAAGAUGUGGAGUUUAUGGGAUAUCGCAUUCCAAAAGGGUGGAAAGUCCUACCACUUUUCAGAAACAUUCACCACAGCCCAGAAAAUUUCACCAACCCUGACAUUUUUGAUCCUUCAAGAUUUGAGGUUGAACCCAAGCCCAAUACAUUCUUGCCAUUUGGCAGUGGGGUCCAUUCCUGCCCAGGGAAUGAGUUGGCCAAGCUGGAGAUCCUGGUGCUUGUGCACCACCUCACCACAAAGUACAGGUGGUCUAUGAUGGGCCCACACGAGGGCAUUCAGUACGGACCGUUUGCCCUCCCACAGAAUGGUCUGCCAAUCAAGAUCUGUCUCAAAGAAUAGAAAGUUUGUCUCACUAAUGGGACUCUCUCACAUGCCAAAAAAAUGUUUAAUCAUAUCACUAAAUAAGACUAAUAUAUAUAGUAGUAUAACAAUAUGAUAUAAGUAUGUGGUGUGGUGGAAGAAAUCCGCAAUGAGGAGAAAGCUUAUUGUAUAAGGAGUUUGGCCAUCUACAGCAUAAUAAGUACGUAGUUCGUUUGGAGGAGGAGUUGAUGACAAAGAUUUCAGGCUACAUUUACUUUUUUAAACUAGGAUGAGAAAAUCAAGAAGAGGACUUAAUACAUAGGAUAGUUUUAUUUUCCUUGUUUCCUACAUGUAUGAAGUCCGCAAGGCAGAUGAUGAUAUAUGAUAUAAUAUCUAAUAUUUCCAAA